GUGGGCGCCUCGGCUAAUGGCGUCUGCGAGUCUAGGGAGUCUGGGGAGCCAGCGCUGAAGCUUCUUGCCAGGUUGGCUGGUGACGCCCGGUGUGGCGGGGCCCCGCAGCCGUGGGACGGACGUGCCCACCUUGUGGGCUCCUGGGCCAGCGCUGGCGGAGCCUAGCGAGACUGGGCGACUGCGGGGGCGCUUCCGAGAGGAGCCGGGGGUGUUAGAAAGAGGCUGCGGGGGGCGCUCGGGCACGCUCCGGGUUCGCAGCCCAGGCCCGGCAGAGCCCCUGUGGAGCCCAAGAGGCGGGCUGAGGAAGGGCUGGAGGCGACCCAAGGAGUUGACAGUGCCACAGCUUAUUUGUGUGGCUCUGAAAUUAGCUCGGACCUUGAGUGAUCAUGUCUGGCACCAACAGCCCCGAGGCGGUGAAGAAGCUGCUGGAGAAUAUGCAGAGCGACUUGCGGGCCUUGUCACUGGAGUGCAAGAAGAAAUUCCCACCUGUCAAGGAGGCUGCUGAAUCAGGAAUAAUAAAAGUUAAAACAAUAGCUGCAAGAAACACGGAAAUUUUGACAGCAUUGAAAGAGAACAGCUCAGAGGUUGUACAGCCUUUCCUAAUGGGUUGUGGAACCAAGGAACCGAAGAUCACUCAGCUGUGUUUGGCUGCCAUUCAGAGACUCAUGUCACACGAAGUUGUGUCUGAGACUGCUGCUGGGAAUAUAAUUAACAUGCUUUGGCAGCUAAUGGAAAAUAGUCUUGAAGAACUUAAGCUACUUCAAACAGUUCUUGUUCUCUUAACAACCAAUACAGUAGUCCAUGAUGAGGCACUGUCUAAGGCAAUUGUUCUUUGUUUUCGACUACACUUCACAAAAGAUAAUAUUACAAAUAAUACAGCUGCUGCUACCGUGCGACAAGUUGUUACUGUGGUUUUUGAGAGAAUGGUUGCUGAAGAUGAACGAUACAGAGAUAUUAUAGAACAGCCAGUACUGGUGCAAGGAAAUAGUAACAGAAGAUCUGUCAGUACUCUCAAACCUUGUGCUAAAGAUGCAUAUAUGCUUUUCCAGGAUCUUUGUCAAUUGGUUAAUGCUGAUGCCCCUUACUGGCUAGUAGGCAUGACAGAAAUGACUCGGACAUUUGGCCUUGAAUUGCUUGAGUCAGUCCUCAAUGAUUUUCCACAAGUCUUUUUACAGCACCAGGAAUUUAGUUUCCUCCUCAAAGAAAGAGUAUGUCCUCUUGUGAUAAAGCUCUUUUCUCCAAAUAUAAAGUUCAGACAAGGUUCAAGUACUUCAUCUUCCCCAGCACCUGUUGAAAAACCAUAUUUUCCUAUCUGUAUGCGAUUGCUGAGAGUAGUUUCUGUCCUGAUUAAGCAGUUUUAUAGUCUUUUGGUAACUGAAUGUGAAAUAUUUCUGUCACUUUUGGUGAAAUUUCUGGAUGCAGAUAAACCACAGUGGCUACGAGCUGUUGCGGUUGAAUCAAUACACAGAUUAUGUGUGCAGCCUCAGCUGUUAAGGUCAUUUUGUCAGUCCUAUGAUAUGAAACAACAUUCUACCAAGGUUUUUCGUGAUAUUGUGAAUGCACUGGGAUCAUUUAUCCAGUCCUUGUUUCUUGUUCCUCCUACUGGAAAUCCUGCUACAACCAACCAAGCUGGCAACAAUAAUUCAGGUGGCCCAGUCUCAGCUCCAGCUAACUCAGGAAUGGUGGGAAUUGGUGGAGGUGUUACUUUGCUACCAGCAUUUGAAUAUAGAGGAACUUGGAUACCUAUUCUGACAGUAACAGUUCAAGGCAGUGCUAAAGCCACCUACCUAGAGAUGCUGGACAAAGUUGAGCCUCCAACUAUACCAGAAGGUUAUGCCAUGUCUGUGGCAUUCCACUGUUUGCUAGACCUUGUUCGGGGAAUCACUAGUAUGAUUGAAGGAGAGUUAGGAGAGGUUGAAACAGAAUAUCAGUCUACCACAGAAGGGGCUUCUUCACCAAUGCAUUCAUCAGAACAGCAAGAUUUACAGUCAACAUCAGACCAAAUGGAUAAGGAAAUAGUUAGUAGAGCUGUUUGGGAAGAAAUGGUGAAUGCUUGCUGGUGUGGUCUUCUUGCUGCACUCUCACUCCUUCUUGAUGCCAGCACAGAUGAAGCUGCCACUGAGAAUAUCUUAAAAGCUGAACUGACUAUGGCUGCUCUUUGUGGAAGACUGGGCCUUGUAACUUCAAGAGAUGCCUUUAUAACUGCAAUAUGCAAAGGUUCCUUGCCUCCGCAUUAUGCCCUUACUGUAUUGAACACCACCACAGCAGCUACACUUUCCAGUAAAUCAUAUUCUAUUCAAGGCCAAAGUGUUAUGAUGAUAAGUCCAUCAAGUGAGUCUCACCAGCAGGUUGUGGCAGUGGGUCAACCUCUAGCAGUCCAGCCUCAAGGGACAGUAAUGCUAACUUCCAAAAAUAUCCAGUGUAUGAGAACUCUGCUUAACUUGGCACACUGUCAUGGAGCUGUUCUUGGAACAUCAUGGCAACUUGUCUUGGCAACUCUUCAGCAUCUUGUAUGGAUUCUGGGAUUAAAGCCUAGUAGUGGUGGUGCCUUGAAACCUGGAAGAGCUGUAGAAGGACCUAGUACAGUUCUGACAACUGCAGUGAUGACAGAUUUACCAGUGAUUUCCAAUAUACUUUCAAGAUUGUUUGAAAGCUCGCAGUAUCUUGAUGAUGUAUCAUUACAUCAUUUAAUAAAUGCACUCUGUUCCUUAUCUCUAGAAGCAAUGGAUAUGGCCUAUGGAAAUAAUAAGGAACCAUCUCUGUUUGCUGUUGCCAAAUUGUUAGAAACUGGUCUAGUUAACAUGCACCGAAUAGAAAUUUUAUGGAGACCUCUCACUGGUCAUCUACUUGAGGUCUGCCAGCAUCCAAACUCUCGAAUGAGAGAAUGGGGAGCAGAAGCUUUAACUUCACUUAUUAAAGCAGGAUUAACAUUUAACCAUGAGCCUCCACUUUCACAGAACCAGAGACUGCAAUUGCUUUUAUUGAAUCCAUUAAAGGAGAUGUCCAAUAUUAACCAUCCAGAUAUACGACUGAAGCAAUUAGAAUGUGUGUUGCAGAUUCUGCAGAGUCAGGGAGACAGUCUAGGACCUGGUUGGCCAUUGGUUCUUGGAGUCAUGGGAGCAAUCAGAAAUGAUCAAGGAGAAUCCUUGAUACGAACCGCAUUCCAGUGUCUUCAAUUAGUUGUGACAGAUUUUCUACCAACAAUGCCUUGUACUUGCUUACAGAUAGUUGUAGAUGUUGCAGGUAGCUUUGGACUUCAUAACCAAGAAUUAAAUAUUAGUUUAACUUCAAUAGGUUUAUUGUGGAAUAUUUCAGAUUAUUUUUUCCAAAGAGGAGAAAUUAUUGAAAAAGAAUUAAAUAAAGAAGAGGCAGCACAGCAAAAGCAGGCAGAAGAGAAAGGAGUGAUUUUAAAUCGGCCGUUCCACCCUGCGCCACCAUUUGAUUGCUUAUGGUUAUGUCUUUAUGCAAAAUUGGGUGAAUUGUGUGUGGACCCCCGUCCUGCUGUCAGAAAGAGUGCAGGGCAGACUCUGUUUUCUACAAUUGGUGCACAUGGAACUUUAUUACAGCAUUCAACCUGGCACACCGUUAUUUGGAAGGUUCUCUUUCAUCUACUGGACCGAGUUCGAGAGUCUUCUACAACUGCAGACAAAGAAAAGAUUGAAUCUGGAGGUGGCAAUAUUCUCAUUCAUCAUUCAAGAGAUACAGCAGAGAAGCAGUGGGCUGAGACAUGGGUAUUAACAUUGGCUGGAGUAGCAAGAAUUUUCAAUACCAGAAGAUAUUUACUGCAACCAUUAGGAGAUUUUUCAAGAGCUUGGGAUGUUCUUCUUGACCAUAUACAGUCAGCAGCACUCAGCAAAAACAAUGAAGUGUCUCUGGCUGCUCUGAAAAGCUUCCAGGAAAUUUUACAGAUUGUGUCCCCUGUCAGAGACUCAGAUAAGCCUGAGACUUCACCUGUAGUUAAUGUACCUGUGCCUGUCCUUAUUGGGCCUAUCUCAGGCCCUGGUUUAAGCCGGCCAUUCAUAAGAACAGAUUCUAUUGGAGAAAGACUUGGAAGAUAUAGUAACUCUGAGCCACCCAUAGUUACUGAUGAGCUUGAAGACUUGAAUCUCUGGUGGGCUGCGUGGAAUACUUGGUAUAGAAUUGGAUCUGAAAGCACUAAGCCUCCUAUUACUUUUGAUAAACUAACUUUUAUUCCCAGCCAACCCUUUCUUACAGCUUUAAUUCAGAUAUUUCCAGCACUUUACCAACACAUAAAAACUGGUUUUAACAUGGAUGACUUGCAAAAGUUGGGAGUCAUAUUACACAGUGCUGUUUCAGUUCCAAUAAGUUCAGAUGCAUCUCCUUUUAUUCUUCCAUCUUAUACUGAAGCAGUUCUGACAAGUUUACAGGAAGCUGUACUUACAGCUUUAGAUGUUCUCCAAAAGGCCAUCUGUGUAGGACCAGAAAACAUGCAGAUAAUGUAUCCAGCUAUAUUUGACCAGUUACUGGCAUUUGUAGAAUUUUCCUGUAAACCUCCACAGUAUGGACAGCUGGAAACAAAACACAUUGCAAAUGCAAAAUAUAAUCAGAUCCAACUAUUUGCACCGGCGGAAUGGGUAGCCUUGAAUUAUGUACCAUUUGCUGAAAGGUCUUUAGAAGUAGUUGUGGAUUUAUACCAAAAAACAGCCUGUCAUAAAGCAGUGGUGAAUGAGAAAGUUCUACAGAAUAUUAUUAAGGCUCUUAGAGUUCCUCUCAGUUUGAAGUAUUCCUGCCCUUCUGAAAGCACAUGGAAGCUAGCAGUAUCUUCACUCCUCAAAGUUCUUUCUAUUGGGCUACCUGUUGCCCGACAGCAUGCUUCUUCUGGAAAAUUUGACAGUAUGUGGCCAGAACUAGCCAACACUUUUGAAGACUUUCUUUUUACUAAAAGCAUACCUCCAGAUAAUCUCUCUAUUCAAGAGUUUCAAAGAAAUGAAAGUAUUGAUGUUGAGGUAGUUCAGCUUAUUAGCACUGAGAUACUACCUUAUGCCAAUUUUAUUCCUAAGGAAUUUGUUGGUCAGAUAAUGACUAUGCUUAACAAGGGCUCCAUACAUUCUCAGUCUUCUUCAUUUACAGAAGCAGAGAUUGAUAUUCGUUUGAGAGAAGAAUUUUCUAAAAUGUGUUUUGAAACACUGCUCCAGUUUUCCUUCAGUAAUAAAGUCACAACACCUCAAGAAGGCUACAUCUCACGAAUGGCACUCUCAGUGCUUUUAAAAAGGUCUCAGGAUGUACUACAUCGCUAUAUAGAGGAUGAAAGAUUAAGUGGUAAAUGCCCUCUUCCAAGACAACAAGUAACAGAAAUCAUAUUUGUUUUAAAAGCAGUCAGUACUCUCAUUGAUUCACUUAAGAAAACUCAGCCUGAGAAUGUUGAUGGAAAUACCUGGGCACAAGUAAUUGCCUUAUACCCAACUUUAGUAGAAUGCAUCACCUGCUCAUCUUCAGAAGUCUGCUCUGCACUUAAAGAGGCACUGGUACCCUUUAAGGAUUUCAUGCAACCACCAGCAUCCAAAGUUCAAAAUGGAGAAUCUUGACCAGCUACAAUACAUUUGAAGGAAGAAAAAUAUCCUAAAGAUUGUUUGCUUCUGAGUCUUCUGUAAGAAGGACAUUUCUUACUACAAAUGAUUCUUGGCAACUGUUGUUUGCCUCCUUUGAAUUGUAAUUACCUGAAUUCAGUAAUUCAUAUUACAAGCUUACACAUCAACAAAGGCUCAUGAAUGAGUAGCAGUGCAAGCCUUUAAUAAAUUAAACUGAUGGAAGGGAUCAGUUAAUGCUAUAACAUAGCUGCUACCAUAUCUUCAGUUGGUGAUUUAAAAGUGAGCUUAUGUACAGUUUGUGGUGUAUGUGUUAAUGAUGUACUUUUUAAAAAGAAAAGAUAUUUCAAUUCCGUCAGAUUUAUUAGGCUGGUGUUUUUGCACCCUUUUUCAGGUACAAAAUUGUACUAAAAUUUUAUGCAAGAUUGUACUGUAACAUUCCAUAUUAUCUACAACCAGCCUUUGUAAACAAAGGGAACUGAUAUACUUGUGUGUAUAAUAAAUGGUACAGUUCUGUAUAAAA
Molecule: messenger RNA, 6069 nt
Organism: Marmota flaviventris (yellow-bellied marmot)
Lineage: Eukaryota; Metazoa; Chordata; Mammalia; Rodentia; Sciuridae
Gene: Mon2
Product: MON2 homolog, regulator of endosome-to-Golgi trafficking
Source: RefSeq, a predicted model, not a curated record